AUGCAAGAUGGCCUCGAACUAACGCCUCUCCUCUCCACUCCACGCCACGCCACGCCAAACAGGUUCAAACUCAUACUUAACAUUAAUAUUACACAGUUCCAACAGGUCAUUAGUUUGAAUGAACUUGAACAUUUGUUGAGCCACUCGUUUGAAUCGGUGGACUCACAGGAGGACACGUAUACGGGCAUCGCCACUGCUUAUCUACCAUUGCACAAUCACUCUGUGUUCAAGGGGGCAUACAAGUGCUUCAAGGUAUCCCAACAAACACAAACUGCCACCGUGGUAUACUCAUUGGGCGAUCGAUUGUUGGACAUUCUGGACAAGUUCUCUCGACAUCCCAGCACAUGGUCAGCAGAGAUCACAUCAACAUUCGUGGCCAGCCUCAAGCUGAUACACCAGCUGGCACAACAUCACAACAAUGCCCGUGUGUACUUCUUUGCCGUGCUCAACUCCAAUCGCAUCAGCGACUCGCUCAUUGACAUUGUCUACCAGAUCAGCGAGGGCAACACCCAACUCAACGUCAUCCAGCACAUUAUCUCGCUGUUUGCCAACUUUGCCACCAACUUCCCCACCGAGGUGCUCAACUUCCUGUGCGAGAAGGGCAUCUGGAUGCAGGGCGCAACAUCUGGCUCGCAGUACCGCAAGGGUAGCUUCCUCUAUCUCUACGAUGUUGAGAAGAGCACCAAACACUUCACGAUCACUCGUCAGAUGGUCACGCUGUUUGUCAACUAUGUGAACGCGGUGAUCGUGGGCAACACGGCCACCCGCCUCGACACCAAGCAUCAGUCGGCGCUCGACUCGAUCGUAUCUUUCAUGUUCCAGGUCAUCUCGGACUAUUGGAUCAUUCGCGAAGACAGCAUGCAGCACAACCGUCGCAUCCUACACGAUGUGUUCAACUCGUUCGCCAUCAUCAUCACCAAGACCAACUGCAUCACCCCCGCGCCAUACUUGCAGGCGCUAUCUGGCAGGAUAGCUCGCGCACUCUGCCACCCUGGACCAGUGCAGUCCACCCUCAUUGCGGCGGUCGACCCACCCACCGUCGACGCCGACCUCUCCGACGAGGUAGUCGCCUCCCGUGACGAACUGUCCUGCGCCGCGCUCAUCCUCCUUCAGACUUUGUUAGACCAACACUCACUCGAGCGUUCAUUCGCCGAGUCCUUGGUUAACUCCAUCCUCUAUCCAGUCAAGCCCAACACUCCCAGCCUGUUCUCAACAUUGAUCAACACAAUCUCGAUGCCAGUUGUGGCGGUCUCCCGCGCCGCCGCAACACUUUGCUCGCUGAUCAUAUUGAUUCGCAUCGACAAGGAGUUCUACAUCUCAUCACUCGUUUCUGAUCAAGAGAUCACCAACCUGGCCAAGUUGAUCGCGAUGAGUGGCGACCCCAAUCAGCCACUGACCCUCCACUCAAUCAUUGGCCUGCUCAAGGAGCUCUCGGUGUCACAGUUCCAGCUAACCGACCGUCUGUUGAUGAGCAUCGGCGUCAAUGAGCUGAUCAAGAUACUCAAGCUGAACGACCCACCACUCAACAACGAGCUCUACCCCCUGCUCGACAACAUCCACGCCAACUCAAUCUAUUACGGCCAGUUCUUGCACGACCUACACAGCCACAAGGACUUCUGGACAGAGUUGAUCGAUCCCAAGAACAAGACAGGCAGUGUCGUGGCGGCGGCCACGCUACGAAUCAUCUCGGCGCAGGCAUUGUCAAUGACUGCAUUCUCCAACAAGAAUGUACAGCCCCUGGCUGCAGAGAAUGGAUACAGCUCGUCAGAGCGAUCAUUUGUCCUGCGCGUACAGGAAGUGUUCCAAGGACCAAAGAUUGAAAAGUACAUCGACCGAUAUAUCAGUCGACCAAACAUCGUGGAGCUAUACACACUGCGCGAGACACUCAUCAACCUGUGCGCCAACAACAAGGGCCAACUGCCAGAGUUUGGCAUGUUGAUCCUGUCCCCGCAACAAACUUCCUCCAGCAACAACAGCAACAACAGCAACAACAGCAGCAAUGGUGCUAACAACAACAACAAAGACUUGAUGUACGACUUGGAUGCAAUUCAGAAGCUGUUCAAGAUUGAUGCCGACAGACUCGACCUCAUUGGCCUGCUGAGACAGUGGAACGACGCUGUGCAGAGACAGCAGCAACAACUCGAGUUGGCACGAGCAUUCUCGAGGUUUGUUCGCGUGUCGCAGCUCACCAACAAGAGUGAGCUGCUGCUCAAGUCCCACGACGGGCUAGACCGCGAGAAGGAGCUGGUGUCGCUGAUCCUCAAGCUGGCCGACGCAGCACUGGUCGAUUCGUUGGACAUUGGCCAAUCAUCAAUGUGCGCCGAGGAGUCUGAAUGGCUGCAGACAAUAUUUGAAGUGAUCGCCGUGGCAUCGUCAUCCCUGAUUCUUGACAAAUCUGGUGACUUGGCGCCACGAACCACUCAACAAUUGCUGCCACACUUUAGUCAAUUACUGCUGAGGUAUCUCAAGUUCCUGGACAACGUCAACAACAACACCGACUGCACUAUAUUCUAUCUGUUGGUAUCAUCACUGUUGUCUGUGACGCGCAGAUCGGUUCAAGUACCACUGGCACUCUACAAACAGUUGAUAUCGCCACUGUCAUCGCUCAUACUAUGCAAGUGGCAACAGCCACAGUCCGUGGCCAACAACAACAACAACAGCAACAACAACAACAAACGAUCACCAUCACUCUCCAACAUCUCAAUCUACACAUUACAAUCAAUUAUCUUUAGAAUCGAGACUCAUGCCAACAUACCCUCGGUAUUCCCCAACGAUCUGAUCUACCACCUCAUCCAGACACUCAGGAGGAGUCUGAAUGUGGAAGGCGGCGACACAUCCAAUGACGCAACACUGCCCGACAUCACGACGGCCAAUGCCAUCUUGGAGCUAUUCAUCACUUUUACGCGACAGCCAUUGCUUGGCGAGCUGUUGAUCGUCAAGGACAUCAUAUCGACGCUCUCAUCCAUCGAGCUCAAAUAUCUCCAACUGUCCAUCCUCCCGCUGUGGUCAAAGUGUCUCACACUGACAAUCUCGCUGGCCAACUCACAUGGACACAGCGACCGCGUGGCCGAGCAGUUGUUGGAGUUUGUCGUGUCACACAAGGAGCGAUUCAUUUAUUAUGCCGACCCACGCUGCUUCCUACAUUGCCACGCACAGCAGUAUCUCACCAAGCAGUGGAUCAAGCAAUUGUCCAAGCUGACGUAUAUCAUCUACCUGCUCUCCAAGUCCACCAAACGAUUCUACCUGACGUAUCGCGUGUUUGCCGACCUUCAAGAGUUGUGCCAUCGCCUGGUGCUCAUCCUCACCGCGCAGAUUGACGAGCAUCUGUUCAUCGAGAGGCAUUUCAAGGCCAUGACACUGAAGGAGAAGCGUCUUAAUCAGUCCAGCAAGCCCAAGGUGCCCGGCACACCCUCGCAAGGACCCAAAGAGUCUGUGCUCACUCUCUCAUUGCUGUCCAACUCUGCGUCUAGGCCGUCCACAUCCACUAUGGAGCCCACAGACUUUACAAGGAAGAUCGAGAAUCAAUACUACGUCACUCUGCGCAAUGUGCUCUACUCAUUGGUCAACUUCCAUUACUACAUACGCGUCUGCCAGGAGUUCGUCCCAGUCAUACCUCACUCCUUGGGUAAAGCAACGUUUGGCACAUACCUUUUCAUCAAUCAGUUGUCGUGCUCUCAGCUCAAGUCGGGCGAUCCCACUAGGAGCCUGCCAAAGAAGAGACAGGAGUUGGUCAAGCAGAUUGGCGAGCUCAACUGUCUGCUGCUGUCAUUGUUGGCAGCAUCACACAACAUCCGUGACGAGGAAAUCAUGUCCAGUGUCGAAUAUGUAAAGACACAGUUCUGCGAGCAACCAUCGCGUCAGCAUCCUGGCGUCGCACAACAGACUACACCUCCACGCGUUCCCUCAUCGCCACUCAUGCACCGAACAUCAUCAUCACAUCUUCCAACAGUGUCCUCAACAGGCGCUGGACUUGGUAGCAGUCCUGUAUCCAAGCCAGACGAUCAGUUCUUCUUGACCCUGGCAAGGAUGAUCAAAUAA
Acytostelium subglobosum LB1 is the source of this 4038-nucleotide messenger RNA. RefSeq lists its product as hypothetical. NCBI's taxonomy places the organism in Eukaryota, Evosea, Eumycetozoa, Acytosteliales, Acytosteliaceae. The coding region runs from base 1 to 4038 and encodes 1345 amino acids. The record is from RefSeq and is a predicted model, not a curated record. The transcript is spliced from 2 exons.